Messenger RNA from Callithrix jacchus (white-tufted-ear marmoset), 2101 nucleotides. Lineage: Eukaryota; Metazoa; Chordata; Mammalia; Primates; Cebidae. The record is from RefSeq and is a predicted model, not a curated record.
GGCAGCGCGACAGCAACUGGAGGGCAGAGGAGGCGGGUUUGUGUUUCCCGGGCCUAACCGGGUUGUGGGGGGCGCGGGGCCUAGGCCAGGCGGCAGCUAAGGCCCGCAGUGACAGCAUGAGUGAAGGGGAGUGGGGCGGAGGAGGCCUUGGGCUGCUUUGGGCGGCGGGUGAGGGCAAGGGGCUGGUGGGCCGGAGUCCCGGGUCCAGGCCUGGGCUUUGAACCGCGGUUGGUGUUUCCCCGAUCCCGCAGCGCGGCCCGUCCCGUCCUCGCCAUGAGGCCGCAGCAGGCGCCGGUGUCGGGAAAGGUGUUCAUUCAACGAGACUACAGCAGUGGCACACGCUGCCAGUUCCAGACCAAGUUCCCCGCGGAGCUGGAGAACCGGAUUGAUAGACAGCAGUUUGAAGAAACAGUUCGAACUCUAAAUAACCUUUAUGCAGAAGCAGAGAAGCUUGGCGGCCAAUCAUAUCUUGAAGGUUGUUUGGCUUGUUUAACAGCAUAUACCAUCUUCCUAUGCAUGGAAACUCAUUAUGAGAAGGUUCUGAAGAAAGUCUCCAAAUACAUUCAAGAGCAGAAUGAGAAGAUAUAUGCUCCACAAGGCCUCCUCCUGACGGACCCCAUUGAGCGAGGACUGCGAGUUAUUGAAAUUACCAUUUAUGAAGACAGAGGCAUGAGCAGUGGAAGAUAAACCAUAGAAUUAAAGAUCCCACUUCCAGCCGGGCCCCUCAUGUAUCCACUGGCCGACCGCAGAGUGUCCCUACCUCCUCUCCAGAGCAUCAUUCCUUUCUAUCUGCUGCCAGAGCCACGGUGCCAUUUACUCCAAGGACUCACUUUCUACAAUUCCACACCUGGAGUGACCUCUCGUCGCUCAGCAUCCACUUUGUGUCUCCAAAUCGUGUAGGACUCUGUAAUCUUUUGAUUAGCUCCUGAGAAAACACAAUGAAGCAUUUCACUUUUUUAUUCAGAGCCAUUUAAUAAAACACACAGUUGGUCAGCCCAGUGCAAAGCUUAUUUCUUAUCUGCCACCAGUACGUACCAUUGGUUCUCUUCAUUCCUUGGGCCAGCUUCUCAGGUGGCUUUAGACCUCAACGAGUCGUAUCUUAGCCAGUGUUCCAUCUUGUUCCCCUAAAUUAGUAAAAUGCUUUUCUCCAGGAUUUUGGUGAGGGGUUGGCUGUGACUGUGGUUUUGCUAAUUCAUCUCCCAGAUUUCAAAGAAUUACCGGUUUUGCCAUGACUCAAAUCUUAAGAUCUGUUUCUACUAUUUAGUUUCUCAAACCGAAGCUCAUUGAAAAAAUACUGUAUAAUGUUAUUUGUUUUAUCAGAGCAGUUAUUCCUAAUUAAAGCAGUAUUUAAUGCAAUUUCCAGUUAUUUCUUUGGAGAAUUUUAUGUCAUCGUUGCAUUACCCUGAAUGUUGAGAAGAUGUGAUGUGUGUUGCUUGUUCAUCAAAAAUCAGUAAGCACAAUAAAGUGGAUGCCAAACCAUCAAACACUUAGAUGUUCCUGCUAUGUCCCUGGAUAUGUAAUAAGCAAGUAUAAAAAAUAAUUAUAGUUUUGUUAUAAAUAUAACUUAUGAGAAAAAAAUUUGAUAGGAACAAUACUGUAUAUUACUAAUUUUUAACUAUCCCUACUGGCGAACCUUAUGACUCACAGAAUUUUCUCAUAUACAGUAUUCAGUGCACAAGAAAUCUUAUGAUUGGGUCAAGUACAGUAAGUUAUUUCUAAGAAAAUCUCUCAAGUCCGAGUCAGUAUUGUAGCUCUCCUUUUGACUGUAUGUUCCUAGGAUCAGGGCUGCUUAUGCCUUUCAUUCAUCCUUGGGUUUGAGAGCACUGUAUUUGGGAGAGAGUUUAAAAAUACAUUAAGAGAGGGAGACCAUUGAAAGUUUCACUGUCAGAAAUAUUGUAGGUGCUAAUACUGGAUUUCGUCUUUCAGAUUUAAUUUCUUUUAUGCGUCUGUUAGUCAUUCAAUAAAGCCCGUAAGUAUGUGUAACAUUUUAAUUGUGUAAAACUUGUUACCUUACAGCCUGUAACAGUGUGUCUGCAUUUUCAACCGGUUGCAAUAACUUUGCUGAAAUAUUAACACAUUAAUAAAACUUUUCUUAAACAAA